Molecule: messenger RNA, 5475 nt
Organism: Paramuricea clavata
Lineage: Eukaryota; Metazoa; Cnidaria; Anthozoa; Malacalcyonacea; Plexauridae
Source: the annotation of a GenBank genome assembly
UUGGUUAACCAUCCUUAUUCUACUUGGUUAUAUGGCCAUGGUGAUUGUGAUUUUACUUAAUGUCCUUAUUGCACAGUUGAGUUUCACAUACAGUGAAGCCAAGAAUAAUGCAAAACUUCAGUACGCUAUCGACAGAAUGUCAAUUGUCACUCGACUAGAGCAAAGUACAUUUGGAAUUGUAAGUAUACAUAUUAGUAUGUUUUUUGGCAAUUCAUUUGUGGGCUUUAAGCCUGGUUUCCAUGUAAUAUGGUCGUAAAAAUAGAGCCACGAUCUUUCUCAAUGGCCAGUUUAUAAUAGUUUAUACCUGUAAACCACAUGCAUAUAAAUCAUAAGUAUUCUCUAUAGUUAUAUAUUCACUCCGCGUAUUUUCAGUUCUAAAAGGUUGUAUUUCGGCUGAUGAGAAAGAUCGUGACUCAAUCUUUACGACCGUUACGACCAUAGAUAUCUUAUAUACACUAGAUAGUGCGUCUAAUUAUUCUGCAAUUCAAAAAUUGAAGCCGUGAUUGCAGACUCGGAUAUUCCCAUGAAAUGAGAAGACUCGUAUGUUUUCUAUUUCUUAAACAGGGAACUUAAACAUUAAGUUAAACCUAUUCCAAAUACAUUUUCAAACUAUUCAAAUGAUGAAAGUUAUUGUUGUUUUUUAAGCGUUUAUUAGCGAGUGGGAAACUUCAACAUGGCCGCCAUCUAUACAAAUGGGGGUAACCGCUGGAAUAUUCUUGGCUUCAAUUUUACUAAAAGAGAUGCGCUAUCUAGUGUAUAUAAGAUAUCUAUGGUUACGACCAUGUGGAAACCAGGCUUUAGCAAGGAUUAAGCGGGGGCAGCAGAUGGUGGUCAACGUCAGGAAUGUUGGCGUUUAUAGGAGCAACCAAAUUAAAUGUCUCAUUUCUGUUUAUUUGCCUCCAAAUUCAAUAAUGCUAUACAUUCAUUUCACACUGGUUGAUCACCAUCUUCUGCUUGACACAAUGAUAAAAUCUCCUUGAUAAAAUUCAAGGAGCCAUUGAGGAUCGAAACUAUUUCUGUGUGGUAUUUCUCGACUUAUCAAAAGCUUUUGACAUAUAGUUAACCACAAUAUGCUUCUACAAAAGCAUGAAUACUAUUAUAGUAUUAUAUAGGUAUUAUUUUAUAGUGGUUCCAGUCUUACUAAGCAAUUUAUAUCGAUAGAACACAUAAAUUUUGACCAUACGCAUGCAUGCUAAUACUCCAACACAACCAACCAGCCAACCGGUCCUUUCAUGCGGCCCUUCGACCGCCACAGCCAUGCAGCCCGCACCUAUUUCAAUUUCAAGUUUAAAUCUACUUAAUUCGUGUAUGUAACAAAUUUUGUGUCGUGUCAUGUCCUGUCUUGACACAAUAAUAUUUAGUGAAAUCCUGACACAAUUACAGAUAAACUACGUGAAGCAUUCCUCUUUUGAGUUGCUAUAACCCAUUUGGAAUUUUCAUAAUUAUAGCUUUGCAAAUUUGAAAAACUCUUUGCAAAACCCUUGAGGGAAUUUGUAAUUGUUGCUUUGGGCUGUUGUAAUAUUCCAAUGCAGAGAAACUCCCUCUUAAAUUUUCCUAACUUCCUGUUUAACCCAAUCACAACGCACAGCACAGAACAGAACAGAACAGAACAGAACAGAACAGAACAGAACAGAACAGAACAGAACAGAACAGAACAGAACAGAACAGAACAGAACAGAACAGAACAGGAAGUUAAGAACUUGUAACAGGAAGUUAAGAACUUCGAAUUUUGAAAGUAUGUUAUCUCUUUAUAGAAUUUUAGAGUAAAGUAUUACAAGGAUGGUGCUCGAGUGAGUGAAAAUGAUCUUGUUAAAGGUAAUAAUAAUGAUACAAAUUAUUGUAAUUCAAGUAUACAGAACUACCUAUGAGAACUGCCACGCUAUAUAGGGCCUGCUACCUUCUACUAUAGUGUUUCAUGAUCCGAGAUUUUUGGCCAUUAAAUUUCAUGGAGAACUCUGGCAUCACCUGAGUAUAUAUAUGUGAGAAUAAUUUCAAGCAGAUAAAAUUAUCUGUGUGUUCUUUGGUAGAAAUGUUGGAAUACAGCGAAGAAAGACAUCCAUGGGAGUCAAUGGAAGAGAAACUUACAUUAGUCAGGUAAGAUACACUGCACCCUCAUCACCCUGUAAUCUGAUACUCCAGCUAAAUUCAAUUAAGGUUAUCGCAAAGCCAAAUAUUUGCAACCCCACUGCCCCCAGCUCAGAUAUUAUUGGGAUGGUACACUGUUUAGUACAUCUGCUUUUUCAUCAAUGCAACUGGCCUCUAUUGUUGUAGACCUGCUGCAAAUCUCAUCUGAAUUUUGUAUUGUUCCGCUAAUAUUGUGCAUAAUAAUGUGUCAAUAUUGUGCUAGUCUUAGAAACUAGGCGAAGUUUCCAUAUAUUAACUUCACACCGACUUGAUCUCGUGGGCAUUAAGGCCUGAUUCCACGAGGCGGAAUUUUUCGACCGAAACGAAAUUUCUCUUUGUCUUUUUACAAUUAGUUCUGCUCAAGAGCUCUGAAACAAAGAGAAAUUUCGAUUCGGUCGAAAAAUUUCGCCUAGUGGAAAACCGCCUUUUAAGGCCCGAUUCCACGAGGCGGAAUUUUUCGACCGAAACGAAAUUUCUCUUUGUCUUUUUACAAUUAAUUCUGCUCGAGAGCUCAUGAAACAAAGAAAAGUUUCGAUUCGGUCGAAAAUUUUCGCCUAGUGGAAAACCGCCUUUAAGGCCGGAUUCCACGAGGCGGAAUUUUUCGACCGAAACGAAAUUUCUCUUUGUCUUUUUACAAUUAGUUCUGCUUGAGAGCUCAUGAAACAAAGAGAAAUUUCGAUUCGGUCGAAAAAUUCCGCCUAGUGGAAAACCGCCUUAAAGGCCUGAUUCCACGAGGCGGAAUUUUUCGACCGAAACAAAAUUUCUCUUUGUCUUUUUACAAUUAGUUCUGCUCGAGAGCUCAUGAAACAAAGAGAAAUUUCGAUUCGGUCGAAAAAUGUCGCCUAGUGGAAAACCGCCUUAAGGCCGGAUUCCACGAGGCGGAAUUUUUCGACCGAAACGAAAUUUCUCUUUGUCUUUUUACAAUUAGUUCUGCUUGAGAGCUUAUGAAACAAAGAGAAAUUUCGAUUCGGUCGAAAAAUUCCGCCUAGUGGAAAACCGCCUUUAAGCCGGUUUUCCACUAAGCGGAAUUUUGCACGCGGAGCGGAAUUUUUCUUUGUCUUGUGAUUUCUCGGGUGGAACUAAUUAGAAAAGACAAAGAGAAAUUCCGCUCCGCGCGCAAAAUUCCGCCUAGUGGAAAACGGCCUUUAGACUAGCAAACAAAAAGUCGCGGGUUUAAUUCCCACCGCAGUCAAGCAAAAUUUUCAGCUUGCCCGGUUUGGACACUCUCAGGGUGGAUCAUCUUCAAUAUAUCUAUUCCCGAAUACGUACACCUCGAUUAUUACACUGUAAAUUUGUAAAAGUUGUGUUAAACCAUAUUUUAUAUUUCCUUUUUUUCGUUACAUAUUUUUUCAGAGAUUUAAUGAGGAAAGUAAUACGAAAAGUGUCGGACAAAUUCGACUAACGAGGAACAGAAAAGGACCUUAUUACCAAGCUACAUGUAUUCGUUUUCAAACUGCGGUUUCUGAGGCUAUUCCAGGUUGCUGAAUGUUAAUCACGAAUAGGAACUAUAGUUACUGUAUAUGCCUAUUACUUUCUCCGGAGAAACCUGAUGUUUAGGAUUUUGAGUUGGAUUUGGGGACAUGCAUACAUGCAAUAUAGCUUUUUUUGAAAGACAUAUAUGAAGUAGUUGCCGACGACAUUUUCUCUGGCUUGCUGUACCUGUGGCCACCCUCUUGCUCUCUAUAUAAGAUGACUGUAAUUACGCGAAGGUAUAGAUCAGUGAACUCUAUAAAUAUACUGGAAUGAUAACUCGAGAUCUUGGAUAAAUGGCCAUACGAUUGGGUGAAACCAACACGGCGGCCAAUGGAGUGAUUUCUUGUAGGUAUAAAACACGCGUGUACUUCGCGCGGGAGCUGAAAAAUGACUAUUAGGUUUUCCACUCGAUGUUUUUGAAUUUUUGCACGUAAAAACUUAUUUUUAGCCGUAAAUACCUCACUUAAAAGUUAAAAACUAAAUGUAUUUUGGUCCAACUUAUUAUGUGUUCAGUUCAAAUCCCUCAUAGACAGUCAAAAACAAAAGUUUUGCUGGUGAUUCCCCCGGGUGUUUUUUAACUUGUUUUUCACACGUCAGAUAACUUUGUUUUUCAUUGAUAAUGUAAGGCCAUAAUAAAAAAAUGAAAAUGAAGAGAAAAAAAGUUAAAAAGUAUGAAAUUAUCAUGUGAACGCAGACAAAAAAUUUUAACUAAAAGCUAGCGAAAAAAAUAAGGUGAAUAAGUUGCAUUAGGCUUCCAACAACGAGCCAGUGGUCUAGUGGUAAAAACUACACGCUGUGUAAUGUACCAUUGUGGUUCAAGUCCUACAAAAGUCAUAUUGUGACUUCAAAUUUUGUGUCUUCGUGCUUUGAAGAAUGACUUAGCCUCCAUUGAAUACAAAAAUACCCAAUUUCAAAAUUAACAAGAAUGACUUUAUUUAAAUUUCACAACAACAGUAAUGUUUAAUCAAACCGCCACACUUCUCGAUCACCUCAAUUAAGGGCAUCGUCUGCUCACCUGCAGAGUUAUAGGGAGUUUGGCAAAUACAACGGCAACUGUCAUCAAUAAUAGCAUUGAUCCUCAAAGGCGAAUGUAAAUUACAUGGUCUUAAGCGUUGUACAAUGCCGUGGUUGUUGAACUAUACUAGUACGUGAUUUGCAUCAUUUUCACGGUGCAUGACCACGGCAACAGUUAAUUUGUUGCAUGUUAUUUGAGGUGUUUUAUAUGAAUUCGCAGACUAUUUUUACUUAAGGGCUGUUUGAGAAAAACAGGAAUACUCAAAGAGGCAAAUUAAGUGCAGUAACGUAUACUAAUAACGUAUGCUCAAAAGCAAUGGACCUUUUCUCUAAUGAACAAAAUUUUGAUCUAGACAAAACUUUAUCACACCUGGAAAGAGCAUCACAAAAUUAGUAAUAUUGCGAAGUUUCGUUGGGAAAUGUUGUAAAAUGCGGAUAAUAUAGUCCUACGAAGUUUGUCGUUUUUCAGUCAUUUUGUAUUACGCACGGGAAAUUGAUACCUUUUUUCAGAAAGCGGUAAUAUUAAUCAUUGGGACAAUGAUAAAUAUUUUCAUAAAUUCUGAUCCUGAUAAAGGCACAAGAAUAUAAUAAACAGGUUAUCAUAAUCGGGACGAGGCGAUAUCAGUUUUAUCACUUUCAGGACGAUAUCAUAAAUGUCCCCCAAAUGAGAAAACUGAUAUAGCAUCGCCACUCAUAUGAUGACCUAUACUUAUUCUUCAUUUCUUGUUACAUACGCAUCUCUGUUUGGAGUAAGAGAAUUGCCUACUUGCUACACUGUUAUUUGCCCCAGCAGCUGAAUGCUCAAUGGACGUUCACAAUGGUCACAGAGUUGUAAUUAAUAUUCUCUUUCUAACAAUUUCUUAG